UGCUUUAUCUGCUUUUCCUUUUUUUUUUUUUUUUUUUUUUCUGUCGCAGUGUCUUUGAAACGGUUGUUUUUCUUCACCGGUAAAUGAGUAAAAGUAUCCGUUCCCGCGUCUUCAUGAGUUGCUUUUGUUUGGAGGAAGUUUGCUGUAACUUUUCCUUUGCUCUGAUUCCCACCGAUGGACCGACGGGAUUUUAUCUUUAUCAUUUUUUGGGAAGAAGCACAAGUAGACCACAUGGAUUAUAAUGACCGUUAUUAGCCAAAAUGAUUGUUUACAUAAUGAAGCAGGAAGAUGUGACGUUUGGCUGAUACCUGAAGACACCUAAAGGCUAUAAAUCUAUUCGUUAUUAAUGUCUGGACAAAACAACACCUGAUCAAGUGGAUCUUCCCCUCCCUGUUUGUUAAAAAGCCCUUCAUGUGUUCACUAAUGGUCAACUGGGGGUGAGCUGACUUUCUCCCUCCCAACAUGCUGGCUCUGAGAGUGGAGCAGGCCAGGCGGGAGCUGGCUGAAGCUGAUCACCUGCCAAAAGAGGCCACCCCUGUUCGGCAGGGCUGGCAGUCAGGGAGGCCGGUCUUGCACAAUUGUAUAAACAUUAAGGAGAAGAUCUCCCAGUGGGAGAUUCGGAGUCAGCAGAGCGGCAGCCAGGACCCUGGAGUCAGAGCACAUCCACCCAUCAUAUCCAGAACCCUGUCAGGUGACCUGCUGGGCUAUGGCUGUUCUAACAAAAGCUUGGGAGUCGGGAUUCAGGCUAAAGACAGCCGCUCAAGAGCAAAGAGUACUGAACUGGAUUUUAGGGAAUCUCCGUCGCAGGUUGGGCACAGUGUUGCCGGUCGAAAGUCUGAACCAUUGAGGAACUUUUCCGCUCCGUUUUCAGCCACAUCCCCUGGAAAAAACAUAACACAACAUUUAGCAUCUUCUAAAUUAGAAGUGGACACCAUUUCUUCAGCCGAUCCGGUCUUCUCAACCAUCACAGAUCCCAAAGAUGAUCGUAUUCCAGACGUCUUAAUAGUCUCCAAGCCUCUACCUCCAUCAGCCGGCGAUCAGGAAGACAACAUGCCUGCUGGAAACUUCUACACUUCUCGGGGGUUCUGGCGGAAGCUGGAAGGGGACAGACUGCUCUGGGAGAGCGGCAGGAGCAGUGUAGGUGAAACCCCGCCCCCUCCCAAACCUCAGCGGACAUUCCAGUAUCGUGGAACCACCAUCAACAACAACAAGAUGAACCAUGCGGUGCAGUGGGACGGCAGAUCCUCUCAUAACGACAACCGCUCUACAGUGAGGAGCAGGAGGGUCGUAAAGCCGCCGAACUUCCCACCCCCGCCAUGUCCUGUUAUACAGAUCGAAGGGCUAUCAAGGCAUAAAAAGAGCAGGAAGUCCUUUGAGUACGAAGACGCGUCCCGUCUAACAGCCCAGCAGGGUACUGUGGGAAAUGGAGACAUCCACCCUGACCUUUACCAUGCCUACUCUGAUGACAACAUUUAUGAAGACAUUGUGUAUGAGGGAACCAGGGAUUACCCCUGUGACGACGUCAAGCUGUCCACCAUGUGUCUUCCUGCAAGGCCCCCUCUUCCAAAGUUUCCUCCCAAACGUCAAACCGUGCAAGGAUACGCAGGAAAGGUGGAGAAGAAAGUAUCUCGGGCUUUUUCUGCAUCCAAAGCCUCAACCUUUGCACAAGCUCCCAAACAAGCAACACCUCGAAAUGCCAGCUCUCAGAAGGUCCACAGGACUCCUCAGUAUAUCGCCAAGAUCGAGACCAUUUUUGAUGACAAACGAGGGAGGAAGAGAGUGAAGAACCAGGGACCUUUAGCACGAGGUAAGACACCAAAACACACACAAAAUCAGAUCAUCAACAACUUUAAAAACAAGAUUGUCGAUGAGACCAGUGGGACUGAGAGCGACCCCGAGGACAACACUGAAGGUUCCAGAAGAUCCGUUUACAUCCAGUCCACGCUGAGACGGCGGCCGGGAUACCGCACCCUGGAGAGAGACCUGAUUCAGCUGCAGCAGCAGAAGCAGCAGCUUUUCCAGAUCUUCGUGGUGGUGUCGCUCAGAAAAAGCUCCACAGGAAACACUUACUCCCCAGAAAUUACUCAGCAGUUCCCAAAAUUGUUCGAGAAGUCGUCCCGUCCGUCCAGGGAAGUUGAAGAUCAGCUGAAUGUGAUUCCUAAAUUCUGCUUCCCAGAUCCGCAGGACUGGAAGCCCUCCGCCCACACGCCAAGUGAGACCUUUUCCUUUGUGCUGACCGGAGAAGAUGGGAGCCGCUGGUUUUGUUACUGCCGUAGGAUCCUGCCGAGUGGAAAGGGGAAGAGGCUUCCUGAGGUGCAUUGCAUUGUCAGCAAGUUGGGCUGUUUCAACCUGUUUGCAAAGAUCCUGGAGGAAGUAGAGCGGCGCAGAGAAAUAUCCUCAGCGCUGGUUCAUCCUUUCAUGCGGAGCGUGAUGGAGGCCCCGUUUCCAGCCCCCGGACGCACCGUCACCAUCAAGAGCUUCCUUCCCGGCUCUGGGAAUGAGGUCCUCACUUUGUGUCGGCCAGUGGAUUCCAGACUGGAGCAUGUGGACUUUGACAGCCUGCUGCAGUGUCUCAGUGUCGGGAGGCUCCUGCAGGUGUUUGCUUCCCUUCUGCUGGAGAGGAGAGUCAUCUUUGUUGCUGACAAACUCAGUGUGUUAUCCAGAUGUGGCCACGCUGCGCUAGCGCUGCUCUACCCGUUCACUUGGCAGCACACAUUCGUCCCUGUGUUACCAGCGAGCAUGCUGGACAUCAGCUGCUCUCCGACCCCGUUCCUCAUCGGCGUGCUGGCACCGUGUCUGCCAGAACUGCGGGAGCUGCCUAUUGAGGAGGUGCUUAUCGUGGAUCUGUGUGCGGAUAAAUUUGUCAUACAGCUUGGUGAUGAAGAUUGCAUCCUGCCCAGUAAACUACAGGCAGCUCUGCAGCAGAUCCUGGAGGACAGAGAGGAUAUUCUGAGACAAAGCAAUGGAGACACAUGUGGAGACCAGCAGGCCGACCUGAGCUCCCUGGUGUCUGAGGGUUUUGUUCGGUUUUUCGUGGAGCUGGUCGGCCACUAUCCUCUCCAUCUGGUGGAGGCCCCCAGCGGAAACAAGGAACUUCAGCGAGAGAGCUUUCGCAAAUCUCACCCCUCACGCGGCGUGCGGCAGUUUCUGCAGCUCUUCAUGGACACGCAGAUGUUUGCCGGCUUCAUUCAAGACAAAGAGCUGCGCAAGGGAGGAGGAAAAGGACUGUUUGAAUCCAGAGUGGCUCAGUAUCUGGAUUCCUCCUCGGAGCCUGAGCCCAGCGGUGUGAACAAAUUUCUCAAAGGACUGGGAAACAAGAUGAAGCUCCUUCAGAUUAAAUAAAUAAAGCUCAGUUCCUUCACUCAUAAAGGAGAGAAAACAUAUUUUAAAAACAGAACAGAUUGGAGCGGUUUAAGGAAACAUGGUAAAAUGUCGGUGUUUGGAUGGAACGACUGAUGUCAAGUUUCAGCUCCGCUUGUGUGUCAGUCCUGCACUUCGCUUCGGAUAAAAACUGGAAACACUUUAACUGUUUUUUUUUUUUUUAUAAACUAAAUCAGGUUUUGUUUCUUUAUUAAUGUCCAACAACAUUCCAGCUGUUGAGUCUCAACUUUAACCUGUGUUUGAAAUUAUGAUCUCCAUUUAAAUGGAAGCUGUUUACUCUGUUUUACCUUCUGUUCGGUCAGGUAACUUAUCUUUUUUAUACUUUCAAAUUGUGAAUAUUAUUCCUGUGGUUCCAACCUGGAGGAUUUUAUACUCUCUUGUAAAUGUCAUUGUUUCCUUUUUUUUCUACUAAAACGUUCAUCUCUGGUUCAGUCCAUGUAUUAACUCUGAGCAGAACAUUUUCUAUGAAUUUUUGUACCUGCUGUCCUUGAAUUUCUACAGAAUGACUGGACUUUUUUUUUUUUUUUUUUUUUUAACGUUUUGCACAUUCUUAAAACUGU
This is a messenger RNA of Cyprinodon variegatus (sheepshead minnow), 3941 nucleotides long. RefSeq names its product DENN/MADD domain containing 2C (gene dennd2c). The record is from RefSeq and is a predicted model, not a curated record. Lineage: Eukaryota; Metazoa; Chordata; Actinopteri; Cyprinodontiformes; Cyprinodontidae. The transcript is spliced from 19 exons. Bases 463 to 3342 code for a protein of 959 amino acids.